AUGAUUCCUUGGGAAGGGCUCUAUCCGUAUGCCCUCAUUCUAGGCUUGGUUGCUCUAGCGGGAGGUGGAAUGAAUGUAAUCACAAUAUCGUCAUUGACGAGAAAUUCACAAGGACCAAGCAGAAAAUCGCACUAUGAUGUUCCAACGAAAGACAAAGAUUGGGUUAGGCCUCGUAUUAAGACAGAUCAAUGGGACAAGAAUAUGGCUGUUAGAGACUUGAGAUUGACGGGAAACUUCCGCGGAACAAAGGCAGAGCCAGAGGCAGAUGAGUCUUUUGAAACAAACAGUGUUGUUUUUGCUUCGCAUACACACAAGCCUUGGGUGCUAAGGAAGCAUAUUAUUAUGAAGAACUCACCUUCCAAGUGGCUCCAGAAGUACAACUCUGACAGAGACCAGCACUGGGAAGCAGUUAAGGAGGAUUACUUGAAGGGUAUGGAGAAAUGA
Molecule: messenger RNA, 444 nt
Organism: Brettanomyces bruxellensis
Lineage: Eukaryota; Fungi; Ascomycota; Pichiomycetes; Pichiales; Pichiaceae
Exons: 2
Coding region: 1-444 (147 amino acids)
Source: RefSeq, a predicted model, not a curated record